AACGAUCACCAGCCAAAAUAUCCUGUUUGGACCUUUUUUUUUAGCUUUGUUUCCUUCCGAGUCCUAACCUAGAGCUAAGUCUCAUUUAAAGAUAUAGAGAGAUCCCUACUGCGCGAACCUGGAGAAAGGCGCACCUGAUCUCCAUUCUCGGGUCCUUGUUUUGAAUCUCAUGUCGACGAAUUGACCCAACCCAACAAAGCUGGGCUACCUCGAAGAGGGAAAGAGCUCGUAGCUCAAUUACCUCUCCUCUCCCCAAGAGGAAAAUAAAAUGGGAUCAACAGACGACUGAUAGAUUCAUAAAAAUCCUGGCUACUCGAAAGCACGCAAACAUGGAAGAAGCUGCCAAAGAACUUGUUCUCUCGCCCUUUAGGGAGAUUGUAACCAAGGGGACGACAGCAUUAGAAAAUGCCAGAGGUGCCGAAGAUUUCGACAUCAAGGUCUUGAUGACGAAGGCUGCAAAUGCCCUGCUUCGGGAGGGAGAGCGUGCCGUCAAGAAGAUCGAGCCUCUAUGCGACAAGUUGCUUGCCAAUCAAGGGGACAUCUUUAUUGAUGCUCUCAGGGAAAACGACGAAAUCGCGGAAUACCGUUCAGAACUUAGCGAUCUGCUAUGGGAGUUUGACGACUUCAUUGAGCCUGAUGGCUUUGAUGAAGACAGGUUUACGGAGCUCCGGACCCUUUCACGUAUCUGUGCACCCAGGGUUGUGGACAUUUUGAUGCGCAUGAGGUUGGAACCAACAUCGCCGCUGACGGAAAACGCUGCCGGCCAUUUGGCCACGCCAACCACGGAACAAGUCGCAUCUAUGGGGUUCACCGCGACCCCUUUUUCCGAUAUGGAAUUCGAUUUUGGAUUCCGGGAUACGGCUGCCCAUCCCGUAGAGCCACCACCCUGCCCAGUCCGGAGUCCCUGGAGAGUCGCUACGCGAACAUUACCUGGCCAGGCAAUCACGCUCAACACAGAAUUUAGUUUGGAUGAGGCGAUUCCUAGUCUUCACAUAAGUCCUUCUGGGAGCUCUGGCAUUUGCACCGGUGCUGUCGAACAGCCACUCCCAAGCCCGUCUACCCACCAUGAAGGCCCCGAGCAUCAUAUUGAAGAGGAAAGUGGUCGCAGCUCAGCUAUGCCGUUGCCCCUUAGGAUGAUCAAGACGACGGCAGAAAUCCCUGGUUGUUGCUGCAGUGGAGACUCGAGCGAUAUGACUGUUUCAUCCCCGACGGCGACCUCCACAAACAGGUCUUUACUCUCGUCUCUUUCAUCCGAUGCGGGAAAGAGUUCUUUACGACACUCCAGGGACAGCUCAGUGGCAGAGUCACAGUCCAGCUAUGUCAUCGAGAGGAGGGAUUCAGGCUGCGAACCCGUCAGCCCACUCACACCUUCCUAUAGAACACCAGUGUUGACUAUGGCUCCCGAAGGCUACUUUGUCCCAUCGACUGCCCCGCCUCUCAGUCCUCUUUCAGAACGGGAUCCGUCAGACUUAUCCUCACAGGACGAGAGUCAAGUAUCGGAGCCAGUCGAGGUCGAAUCCAGCCUAAUAAUAACUGUGGAACCCGAAAAGACACAACGGACGCUCAUCCUGCAGCCGAGCCGGGUACCAGACUGCACUAUCGGGCCCGAAAGCUCAUUUCAUCGAAUGAAGGGCUUUUGUGAGGGUGCAAAGGACAUGCUUGCUGGCCAAGAUGGCUUCAGACAGGUCAAGAAAUUGAACUUUGGUGGCAGCUCAAUCUUGGCUUCUAAAUGCAAAACAUGCCUCUACGAACUUGACUGGGAUGAGGUGGAGGCAGAUCAAAAAGGGCUUUCAAAAGCGAAACUCAUAUCAAAGACUAGCGAAGUCGGCUUUAGGCUUCGGUUUUUAGCCAAGAGUCACAUGCCGGCGAAAAGUGUCGACGAUCAAGUAUAUGCCUGCAUUUUUUGUGAGCAUCUAGGGCGUACAACAGAGGAGACGGAUGCGACGGUCUUUUUCUCACAGAAGCAGCUCUUUGCGCACAUUGCACGCCAUGCACGACCACUCCCAUCAAUCCCUGGAUUGAUUGUCAUUGAGGAGGCCGAGGUGCCGGCCGUCUUCGAGAACAACUAUGACCUUCACCUUCCCAACCCGCCGAAACUGUCCCAGUUGGCAGAGGACAAGGGUUUGGCAAUGCAGGUUGAGCUUCUUCCCGUCGCGGUGUCCAUAAUGACUGUGAAGCAAUCUUAUGGCACUUUGAAAAUGCCACCGGACCGAGCGACGCCGCUGCAGUUUGCUAUCGGGACGAGAAUAUUUGGGGUCGAGUUCCCACAGCAGUAUGGCGGCGAAUGGGCGGUGGGGUGGUCAGAUAAUGUUCACGCCUGCUUUCCCGCCGACGCGGUCAGGCUGGAGCCUCCGCCAAAGGCACAGAUGGCAUUGGGUGGCAUCAUCUCCAACAGGAGGGCGGUGGCGCGCUGGAAGUUUUCGGUCAAGGGCAAAGACAGAGGCGACUGGCUCAAGUUCGACAAGGGCGAGGUCAUAACGGACAUCGGAUGGGUGCACCCAGGCCACUGGUGCUGGUCGGGCGUGAAUGCCAAGGGCAAAUGGGGCAUCUUUCCACGGUCCCACAUCGAAGUCAGCACGCUCAAGGAGGGCGAAGGCGCGGAGGAUCAGGCAAGCACCAGCAGCGGCAGCACAUGCCACAAGAAAACUCAGAGUUUAUUCACCCGUGUCUCCAUGAGGGUCCGGACAGGGUCAAAUAGCAGCAGCGGGAACAAGGUGCGGCCGUCUCUCUACUGAAGAGGCGACAGUACAGGUUGAACAGGUGUAUAAACAACGGGUGAAGGUUGAGUGGGGGAGGGGGGGCAUCUUACGAUUAUACAUAUAUGCAUGCAUUCUAAAAGGGAAAUGCUACCGAUAGAAUGUUGAGGGAACACAACGGCCUGCGGGACCGUCAUUCAUCUAUCUCCUUUGUCGAAACAUGGUCAAGGUCAAGGGAACCUUUGGGGCGUUGGGUUAAAUGGGGCGAAUAGCGGGAGUGUGAUUGGGAAAAUCAUCAUGAGCAACACAGCUUGUUGAAUAUUUGUUUUGUUUUAGUGCUGCUUCUGGGGGCGGCUUGAGAAGAAGUCAAUAUAUUGCCAAA
Messenger RNA from Pyricularia grisea, 3078 nucleotides. RefSeq lists its product as uncharacterized. Bases 330 to 2735 code for a protein of 801 amino acids. NCBI's taxonomy places the organism in Eukaryota, Fungi, Ascomycota, Sordariomycetes, Magnaporthales, Pyriculariaceae. The record is from RefSeq and is a predicted model, not a curated record. Gene Ontology annotation, molecular function: protein binding. The transcript has 4 exons.